Schizosaccharomyces cryophilus OY26 is the source of this 987-nucleotide messenger RNA. RefSeq lists its product as uncharacterized. Bases 37 to 897 code for a protein of 286 amino acids. The transcript is spliced from 2 exons. The record is from RefSeq and is a predicted model, not a curated record. Lineage: Eukaryota; Fungi; Ascomycota; Schizosaccharomycetes; Schizosaccharomycetales; Schizosaccharomycetaceae.
UCAUUUCAGCGCAACCAGAGACAUCCUAGAGCAAAUAUGUCCAGCAUUCAGAGUUCAGAAUUCAGUUCAAACAAAGAAGGUCAAAAUGAGACUCUUAACUAUUUGGACAUAGAAAACAUGUUUACGUUACUUAAUCAUUUGCAAGAACAGUAUUGCAAGAGUAUACCUGAAGAAAAUGCAGAUGAUAGCCGUUACAAGUUAAUUGAAAAUCAAUAUGGAUGGUGUAAAGAAACCAGUGUUUUGAUAUCCGCAGUUUUCGUUAUGAUUUUGGAUUCCAUACAUGAAUUCCUAGAAAACCAAGGAAAAGUUCCAAUUGGCUCAGCUAAGGGAGAAGGAUUUAAUCACCAAGAUACAAUAAGACUUUUCAAAGAAUUAGUUGAAGAAAGUGAAAAUGUAAAGCUUCGUCAUUUCUUUUCUGCGUUAUCGUGUGCAAUUGAAGGACUACAGAUCACGAACUAUCAAAUUCAAGACGCACUAGAGAUGAAAGACUUGGAAGAUCAAGGAGACUUGGAUGGAUAUGAGAUUGAAGCAAGCAAUUUUGUAGAGAGGUUCCAAAAUUGCUUGAAAGAGUUCACGGAAGUUGGAAUUUAUGUACAAGCAUUAGGGAAAAGCAAAAACAAACGACCGUGCUUAGGAAUGUAUCAAUCAUUUGGAAAAUCUAGUGUAGAGCAAUUACAAAGGCAGCUAAAUAGCUACACUAGUCGAGUUAUAGAACCGUUACUCGCAGGGACUGAACAAGAUCCAAAUUCAUCGGAAACUCCAUCCUCCUCUUCCGACGGCAGACUGGGUGCGAGGAUGAAAACAGAGAGUAAGAGUUCCUUUACAAAGCUCUUCAAAAAGAAACGCUUUAAUCGAUCCCAGAAAGAACUGAAGGAACAGGAACCUGUUCGCGAGUAAUGUCGUCAGCAAGGCAAUGCAAGAAGCAGCCAGCACAAUCCAUAUCCAAGUGUUAUUAUUUAUUAAGCUCAAGAUUAGAUCAGCAUAAAC